Molecule: messenger RNA, 886 nt
Organism: Zymoseptoria tritici IPO323
Lineage: Eukaryota; Fungi; Ascomycota; Dothideomycetes; Mycosphaerellales; Mycosphaerellaceae
Exons: 2
Coding region: 337-696 (119 amino acids)
Source: RefSeq, a predicted model, not a curated record
ACCGCCACCGUCUGGUCGUAGACCUUUCCUCCAUUGCCAGGUACUACUAUACCCUCGCAUGGAGUGGCAGCUGAUGAGGCGAAAUUAAUAAAUCAAGGGUGGUCAUGUCCUCGACAAAGCCUCUUGCUGACGCGUGGCGCUCCAAGGCUCGGCAGCCACACCUUUCUCUGCCACAACCACUUCACCUUGGAGACUCGAACCUCUACAUCUUUGCGUCACCACACUCCAUACCAUACUCGAACAAUAAUCAACACAUCUCUCAUUGCGACCACGACAUCAACAUAUCAGACUGCGCACCGCUUUCGCCCGAUCUAAGCGACUCAAACCUCCAUCAAAAUGUCUAAAUACGACGCACCCAACGCCCCACCCCCCGGCUACCCCCAACAACCCCCCGCCGCCCACUACGACGCCGGUCCCGCCAACGCAGACUACUACAACUCCGGUCCUCCCCAGCAAUACGGAGGGCAACCGCAAUAUGGCCAACCCGGACCGCCACAGCAAUACGGAGGGCAACCACAGUACGGCCAGCAGCCAAUGAUGUACCAGCAGCAGCAGUACCCUCCUCAGCAGGGACAGUACUACGGAGGUCCACCACCGGACAACAGGGGUGGGAAAGGAGGCAUGGGAGCGGGAGGAUGUUUCGCGGGAUUGUGUGCGGGUUUGGCGGCUUGUUGUUGUUUGGAUAUGUUGUUUUAGAGAGAGGAGGAGAAGAGCAGGUCGUUUGGUGGGAAGGGAGAAAGAGGCGCCAUAUGAGAUGGGAGGGAUCGGAUUCGAAUGUUAUUAUAGGAUGGGUAUGGGUAUAUGCAGGAUUGGAAUAAUAGGUAUGGCGGGACUCCAUUUGUUCAAACUGCUGGAGAUGGUGCUCGCAAAUCGACUGUGCUGCUUG